This is a messenger RNA of Spathaspora passalidarum NRRL Y-27907, 279 nucleotides long. RefSeq names its product Dpm3p (gene DPM3). The coding region runs from base 1 to 279 and encodes 92 amino acids. NCBI's taxonomy places the organism in Eukaryota, Fungi, Ascomycota, Pichiomycetes, Serinales, Debaryomycetaceae. Gene Ontology annotation, biological process: GPI anchor biosynthetic process. The transcript has a single exon. The record is from RefSeq and is a predicted model, not a curated record. Gene Ontology annotation, cellular component: endoplasmic reticulum membrane; dolichol-phosphate-mannose synthase complex.
AUGACCAAAGCCACCGACGCUGCAUUGACCUUAUACACCUUAGUAGCAAUUUACUUUGCUCUGUACGUUGGUAUUUUCCCACUUCCUCAAAAGGUCCAUGAUGAAAUUCUUCCAUACUUACCCUUCUGGGGGUUAGUUACAUUUGGUUCGUAUGCUUUGGCCACUUUAGGAUGGGGUAUAGUUACAUUUAAAGACAAGGAAGACAAGUAUAAGGAAUUGGUGGGACAAAUUGAUGAAGCCAAACAAUUUUACAAAUCCAAGGGAAUUGAAUUGGAUUAG